Molecule: messenger RNA, 2520 nt
Organism: Exophiala oligosperma
Lineage: Eukaryota; Fungi; Ascomycota; Eurotiomycetes; Chaetothyriales; Herpotrichiellaceae
Exons: 2
Coding region: 121-2166 (681 amino acids)
Biological process (GO): nuclear pore organization; spindle pole body localization
Cellular component (GO): spindle pole body; nuclear pore transmembrane ring
Molecular function (GO): spindle pole body-nuclear membrane anchor activity
Source: RefSeq, a predicted model, not a curated record
CUUACCAGUCAGUAAAGAAGACAACAUCACAAUUGCAGUCCACGCCGGUCGUUGAACGACUGCAACUCUUCAUACUAUGGUCCGUUCCUGAAUCCCGAACACCUCGCUUCUUCAGCGAACAUGUCGAGUCCAGCUGCGACCCCGGCGCCUCCCCGCCCGCGACCGUACCGACGCUUUUUGAACUCGGCCUUACACACGAGAUUUAUACAUGCGGUCUUGAUAUCUCUGCUGAUCGCUCUCAAUAAUGCCUUCUGGUUGGGCUCAAAGAAAGAUAUCUUCUGGUCAUGGUUUCCCCUUGGGCCUGCAGGAAUCAAAGCUUUGCUCUUCUCACUAUGCAGCCUCUGCAUCUUUUUCCCCCAGAUCGCCGGACUGAAAAUCGGCCGCCAGACAACUACCUCCCCUUUUGGCAUGUUCAGGAAGAUGGCUCUGAGUACGACAACCUUUUGGACUCUUUUCUGGUACCUCUUGUCCGCAUUCGUCUUCACCUCUGUGUACACUUGGUCUGCACCAGAUCUUGCUUGGACAAUUCCGGGAGGCCACAAUGCCCCAGAUAUGCUCAAUGAGAAACCCAUAUUUCUGCGCUUAUACACGCUUUUGCUGGGCUGCGCCUAUGCUGUGGUACAUCUCUACCUUGGCAAUUCAUCACUUGUGAUUGCGAUCUCAGCCCUGCCAGUAUCGCCAAACACAGAGGGAAAAGGACAAACCACACAUCCACAAAAGCCAAUUCUAGCUCAAUUCCAACAGAAGACAUAUUCGGCAGUUCUGAGGAUUUUCAUUAUUCCCACCUCAGUCAUGGUUUUGGCACCAUUUCUCAACACUUUGUUCUUCCGAGGGCCACUCUGGCAGGUGCAUCUGGCGAUUGCAAAGCUGUUCAACAACUUGUCAAGGGCAAAUGCUCGACCCAUCGGACUGCCGCCCCUCGGCCCUGUACAUUUGAUCAGGUGUCUCAUUGCAGGUUUCUUGCUAGCCGCAACAUGGGAAAUGACAACAAUGCUGUUCCUGACUUACCUUGGAAGGGAACCAACCAAGGCUGGAUUUCCUUUAUCAACUACAAGCAAAGAUCCGAAUGGGACGUUGCUCACCGGACUGCGAGCGAAGAGAGAUGUAGUGAGGACAUUCGCUUUUUGGGAAUUGUCGAUCAUUGCCCAAAACCACAAAGAUCGCAGAAAGACCAUUUUUGAAGAUAUUGAGCGACCGACUGGCCCAAUAUGGGCUCAAAUGUCAGAGGCUGGACUGAACAUUCUACGCGAGAUUGACAGUCGUAUACUAGGCCCACCCCCAAAGGCGUCGCAACCCCAGGGAUCGAAUGUCGUAGAGAGCCUGCCGCAUAUUGUGCCAGAGGUACAGACACAAUCCAUAUUCAAGGCGAGUCCAAAGCCAUCUAUGGGCGAAUCACUGGUUGGAGGUUCCCUACGAAGGAUUGGAAGUAGUAGUCAGCCGUGGCGACCACCGAUCGAAAAUACGACCAAGGCUAUGGAGACGAAGUUGCUCGAGUAUGCCAGGCCUCCUGGUUCUCCCCAGGCGCAAUCACAGAGUCUGAUCCAGCAAUGGAUGGAUUCGUUGCAGAAGAGCCCGGUUGGAUGGUUUUUCACCUCCACGGAAACAGCGAGAAUCAACGCCACAGUACUAGGAUCACCGAACAGUGAUGCUGCCGUAAUUGUGGAUGUUGUCGAUUCACUUACCAAAAUGCUCAUUGCAAGUCUCACAGAGGACACUUAUGGUAAAGCAACACCCACCGUCCCAGAGACUGUAAGACAAUUCACGAAAACCUUAACCAUAAUCGAGGACUUUGUCGCCAAGAACAACCCUGGUGGAAGCAGAGGAAUCGGAGAAGUUCAAAUCAUUAUUGAGAGACUGAGAGCUGGACUAAAAGAAUUACUUUCAGCUUUCCAACUCUAUUUACUUGAUGUCGGUUUGGGGAUUACCGAUCUCAAUCAGGCGAAGAAGGCAAUUGAACCUCCAAAGCCAGAGCCCCAGCCUCCCAAAUCUGUCGAAGAACCACCAACCCGUCGACAACUCUUCUCAAAAGAACCACAAAGAGUACAAUCAAGGCAAGAGUCUCGAAGAGUGGAAUCUUCCCAGCGAUCCUCGGGAAUCCAGAGAAAGACAUCAAAUGGGAUGAAUGGAAGGCAGCAGCCUCGACGAGAGAUGGAACAAGUCAGAUAGAAUAAUUUUCAGGUCUGACCUAAUUGAUGUAUAUCCUUGUCGUCAUUCCAUCCUCCAAGAACCUCUGUGCUUUUAUGUGUUUUGUGCAUAUUCACGCCGGCACAAGCUCGUUCGGCGUCCACUUCUUGACUUCGGGCGGCUCUUUCAUUUGCAAGCCUUGUUGACUCUCCCAAAACACCCCAUCGGCACCAGGAGGUCUUCCCCCACCGUUGAUGUCGUAGGUAUUGGUGGUGGCAGCCUGGGUAUCUUCGGGCUGCACGGCUUCAACCUGCCACACCUCUCCCUUGGCCUUGACGCACAAGUCGACCAUUUCCCUGAGCACCUCGUCGACCUUUGCCGCCUGCUCGCGCAUGC